AAAAGUGAUAGUUGCCCCGCCUAAAUUACUAACUGGUUUAAAAACGCUUAAAAUUUUUUUAUUCAAAAUAUUAAAAUUAAUACAAAAAGAUACUAUUGACUUGACAAAAAAAAAAGAAAAAAUAAAAAAAAAAUAUUUUAUAAAACGAGCUUAUUUAGCAUCUAGUCAAUAUAAAAUUUAAAUCAGUUUACGAUUGAUAAGAACUCUGUUAAGAACUCUCUCUGUCACAGUAUCGUGCAUUCGCUUAUUCAAUGAUUGAUCUUAGAAAAUAAAAGAAGUGAAUAAAUUAUAAUAAAAAUAUUUGUUAAAUAUACAUACACACAAAACAUACAUACGAAAUAAUAAUUAAUUUAAUUAAUGUGAUUUAUUUAAAUUCUAAUUGAAAUUCAAAAAUAAAUUGUAAUUAUUUAUUAAAAAAAAAUAAUAAUAAUAAAAAAAAGCAUAGAAGUAAAUAAAAAAGAAAUUAAUGUUAAAUUAAAUAACAUUAUAAAGAGAAAAUAAAAUAAAGUAAAGGAAAAAAAAAAAUUUGAGAAAAUAUAAAUAGAACUAUAAAGAGAAAAAUCACUAAAAUGAGUCGAGUUCAUCGUCAGUUAUCAGAAUUAUCUGAAUUAAGUGCUAGUGAAUUAAAUGAAGCAAUUGAUGAUACAAAUUUUCCACAAUCUCAUGUAUUAUCACGAGGACGUAAUAAUAGUAUAUGCAGUGUUAGUAGUGCAUCAGGAACAUCAUCAUUAAAUUAUGAUGGUAAAAAAUUUAAUUAUAGUAAUAUUAAUGAUGUUAAUCAGCAACAACAAUCAUCAACUGAUAAAAUAACAAAAUUGAAUGGUGAUAUUAAUGAAAAUGAUUCAGAACAAAAUGGUGAUGGUGACACAAUUAAAAUGUUAAGACGUGAACAAUCAGUUGAAUCAUCUGCAAUGUUAUCAAGGCAAGUAUCACGUCGUACAUCAACUACACCUGGACAUGAAAAUUGUACAUUCCAUCAUGAUUUAGAAUUAGAUCAUAGACCACCGACACGUGAAUCUCUUAUACCAGAUAUGGCACGUUCAUAUCGUCUAUUAUUAAGUAGUUUAGGUGAAGAUCCAGAAAGACAAGGUUUAUUAAAAACACCAGAACGUGCCGCUAAAGCAAUGUUAUUUUUUACAAAAGGCUAUGAUCAAAAUUUAGAAGAUGUAUUAAAUGGUGCUAUUUUUGAUGAAGAUCAUGAUGAAAUGGUUGUUGUUAAAGAUAUUGAAUUCUUUUCAAUGUGUGAACAUCAUUUGGUACCAUUUUAUGGUAAAGUAUCAAUUGGUUAUUUACCAUGUAAUAAAAUAUUGGGUUUAAGUAAAUUAGCGCGUAUUGUUGAAAUAUUUUCAAGACGUUUACAAGUACAAGAACGUUUAUCAAAACAAAUUGCUGUUGCUGUAACACAAGCAGUACAACCGGCUGGUGUUGCUGUUGUUAUUGAAGGUGUUCAUAUGUGUAUGGUAAUGCGUGGUGUACAAAAAAUUAAUAGUAAAACAGUAACAUCAACAAUGUUGGGUACAUUCAGAGAUGAUUCAAAAACAAGAGAAGAAUUUUUGAAAUUAGUUAAUUAAAUAAAAAUUUGAUGAAUCUUUUGACAGAUUUUAAUUUUAUAAUUUUUUGUUUUCUAUUUUUUGCAUAUAAAAAACAUGACAUUAUAAAAUAUAAUGUAUACUUAUAUAUAAAAUUUAAUUUGAUUUUUUUUUGUACUCACUGCUGCGCCGCGUAUUAGAAGAGUAGAAGAAUCAAGUGUACUUAAGAAUCGAGAAUCGAAUUUUUAUUUUAAUUAUUUAAGUGCCUAUUAAAAAUUUUUUAUAAAAUUAUUGAAAAAUAUCAAGUUUUUUUUUUGCUUUUAAUUAAACAUUAAUACAUACAUAUAUAAGUACAUACACAUAUUUACAUUUUUAAAAGUAGUAAUUAAGACAUAAAAUUUGAAAAUAAUUAAUAAUUAUGUUUUUUUUUUGUUCUUUUUAUUAAUUUUAAUUUAAUUAUAUUUACUAUACUGUUUUAUAUAUAAUUAUAUUAUAUAUAUACAUAUUUUUUUUUAUAUUUUAAUAACCUUCAUUAUUA
Messenger RNA from Condylostylus longicornis, 2067 nucleotides. Its product is annotated as GTP cyclohydrolase 1-like. Gene Ontology annotation, cellular component: cytoplasm. Gene Ontology annotation, molecular function: GTP cyclohydrolase I activity; GTP binding; zinc ion binding. The transcript has 2 exons. The record is from RefSeq and is a predicted model, not a curated record. Gene Ontology annotation, biological process: tetrahydrofolate biosynthetic process; tetrahydrobiopterin biosynthetic process. Bases 570 to 1571 code for a protein of 333 amino acids. NCBI's taxonomy places the organism in Eukaryota, Metazoa, Arthropoda, Insecta, Diptera, Dolichopodidae.